GAGACCAGCCAGGGCAACGUAAAGAGAGCCCCCACCAACACCUCCCCCCACCCACCACCAACACCUCCCCCCACCCACCACCACCGCCCCCGAAAAGCAGUGGUUCUCAAACGUCAGCGGACAUUGGUAUCAUCUGGUGGGCUUAUUAAAACAAGAGUCUCUGGAUUCAGGAGGUCUGGGGUGGGGCUUGAGAAUUUGCAUUUCCAAUAAAUUCCAAGCCGGAACUCCAGGAAGAUAACCUACAUUCGGCGCCUGGCGAAGCCCAGCUACGCCAUUUCCUUCCUAGGCCCCGCCUACUCCGUGUCCCUAACAGCCAGGGACUGGCUAGAGGGCGCGCGGAGUCACGUGAGUCGAGCGACCUCGCGCGAGAGUUUGUAUUUCUCGCGAGACUUCACCGUCUCUGUCUUUUCCUCCUUCCAGUGCCCGGCGUUCCUCCCCUCCCCCUCGCCGCCGACCGAGUUCUUCCUUUUCAGACCGGGUCGCCUUGCUGUCGUCGGCGGUGAUUUUCCUGCUACUGCUACUGCUGCUGCUGCCGCCGCCACUACCACUGGGCUCAUUUGCCCCGACCCCUUCCCGCCGCCCCGCCCCCAGCCCCACACAAGAUGUCAGAGGAUUUAGCAAAGCAGCUGGCAAGCUACAAAGCUCAGCUCCAGCAAGUUGAAGCUGCAUUAUCUGGAAAUGGAGAAAAUGAAGAUUUGCUAAAAUUGAAGAAAGACUUACAAGAAGUUAUAGAACUAACCAAAGACCUUCUGUCAACUCAACCUUCUGAGACGCUUGCAAGUUCAGACAGUUUUGCUUCUACUCAACCUACUCAUUCAUGGAAAGUAGGAGACAAGUGUAUGGCAAUCUGGAGUGAAGAUGGACAGUGUUAUGAAGCGGAGAUUGAGGAGAUAGAUGAAGAAAAUGGCACCGCUGCAAUCACCUUUGCUGGUUAUGGCAAUGCUGAAGUGACUCCAUUGUUGAACCUCAAGCCUGUAGAAGAAGGAAGGAAGGCAAAGGAGGACAGUGGCAACAAACCCAUGUCAAAAAAAGAAAUGAUUGCCCAGCAGCGUGAAUAUAAAAAGAAGAAAGCUUUGAAAAAAGCUCAGAGAAUAAAAGAACUUGAGCAGGAAAGAGAGGACCAGAAAGUGAAAUGGCAACAAUUCAACAACAGAGCCUAUUCUAAAAACAAAAAAGGCCAGGUAAAGAGGAGUAUUUUUGCUUCACCUGAGAGUGUGACUGGUAAAGUUGGAGUAGGAACCUGUGGAAUUGCUGAUAAACCUAUGACACAAUAUCAAGAUACCUCUAAAUACAAUGUCAGGCAUUUGAUGCCUCAAUAAUCAGAAAAACUGUUGGAUUUCAUCUCUGCAGGGCUUUACAUUUACCUUUUUAUCCUUAUAUUUUUCUAAAGGUAAAUUAUUUGUUAGAUGAGUAAGCAAGAUACCAUUGUCGUCAUUGGUUGGCUUCAGUAGAAUGAAACGUGAAGAAAUUGCAUUUGAUAACUGCUAUUCAUUUAACUUUUCUCAUUAUCAGUACCACGGUUCCCUCAAAGUUUGUUGAAUAAAGCAACUUUUGUAGAUGCUGUUUCGUACAGCACUUAGAUGAAUUAUUGAUCUUCCUAAUAUCAGGCGCCUACUUAACCUAUGGUAUGUACUUUUUGUAAGUUGUAACUUGAAAUUUUCAGAUGCUUUGAACUUGACACAUACUCUAGCAAUUCAUUGGAACACCAAGGCAAAAACACCAACCUGCUAAAAGAGAUCUUUUCAUUUUUCUUAUUUUCAGCUUUAAAACUUAGCUGUCGUUCAGUUAAGCUUAAAGAUAGGUUAAUUUGUAAAUUGCAAAGUUUGUUUUGAGGUUUUUCCUCAAUAACUUGUUUCCCAGGCCUAUUAGGCCAUCUCUAAAAUUGAUCUAGCUGUUUUAUUUUUAUGUACUCUUAGUUUUAUGUAAGAAACCUUAGGAUGAGCUCCCUUUUCUAAGGUGUUUUUGUUUUUUGUAUGUUUGCUUUUUUCCUGUUUUUUGUUUUUUCCAUUUACGGCAGUGGUACCAUGUUUUGGAUGUGUGAUGUUUAUAUGGGAGAACAAAAAGCUGAUGUAUAGCCCUGUAUACAGUGUAGAUACUAUUUUUGUAAAAACACAAGGCUAAAUUAAUGAACAAGAAUACUGAAUAUUUCAUCAUUAAAAAGUUCUUGUAUUUCUUGUGCAUUAAUCUGACGAUAAUUUCCCUGUAUAUUAUGUUCAUUUAGCUGUUUGUAAUUUUUGUUAAUUAGAUCAGGUUGUCUGCAUUUGUUGGUGUAAGUGAACAUCAUCACAGUUAUCCUGAGUUGAGUUUAAGCCAAAUACAUGCAUAGAAAUGGGUCUUCCUAUUAAUGGAAGAAGGUAAUUUUUAGGAUGUGUAUUAUUUCAGUUUUGUAUGUUUAACUUUUAUUAAAUAAAGUGUUUUUAAAAUCUC
This is a messenger RNA of Gorilla gorilla gorilla (western lowland gorilla), 2427 nucleotides long. It is a transcript of the gene SMNDC1, whose product is annotated as survival motor neuron domain containing 1. The transcript has 6 exons. The record is from RefSeq and is a predicted model, not a curated record. Lineage: Eukaryota; Metazoa; Chordata; Mammalia; Primates; Hominidae. Gene Ontology annotation, biological process: mRNA processing; regulation of alternative mRNA splicing, via spliceosome. Gene Ontology annotation, molecular function: RNA binding. Gene Ontology annotation, cellular component: precatalytic spliceosome; cytoplasm; nucleus. Bases 603 to 1319 code for a protein of 238 amino acids.